Molecule: messenger RNA, 1671 nt
Organism: Anoplopoma fimbria (sablefish)
Lineage: Eukaryota; Metazoa; Chordata; Actinopteri; Perciformes; Anoplopomatidae
Gene: ckmb
Product: creatine kinase, muscle b
Exons: 9
Coding region: 167-1309 (380 amino acids)
Biological process (GO): phosphocreatine biosynthetic process
Molecular function (GO): creatine kinase activity
Source: RefSeq, a predicted model, not a curated record
UCAUGGGAGUUGUGGUGGCCAUCUGUGAGGCAUGCAAUGCUUUGACCUUUCAGUGCACCAGGUGUCAUCAAUCAACUGCAACUCCAGUAACUUGCAGAACUCUGUCUGACGGAGAGAGAGAUUGGCUUCGUAAAAGAUAGAGAAUGGUGGAGUAAGAAUCGCAGCCAUGGCGAAGAACUGUCAUAACGACUACAAAAUGAAAUUCUCAGGGGACGAGGAGUUCCCCGAUCUGUCCCUGCACAACAACCACAUGGCCAAGGUGCUGACCAAGGAGAUCUAUGGAAAGCUGAGGGGAAAGUCCACUCCCAGCGGCUUCACCGUUGAUGACGUCAUCCAGACUGGUGUUGACAAUCCUGGUCACCCCUUCAUCAUGACCGUGGGUUGCGUUGCUGGUGAUGAGGAGUCCUAUGAGGUCUUCAAGGAUCUGCUGGACCCCAUCAUCUCCGACCGUCAUGCCGGAUACAAGCCCACCGACAAGCACAAGACCGACCUGAACUUCGAGAACCUGAAGGGUGGUGACGACCUGGACCCCAACUACGUGCUGUCCAGCCGCGUUCGUACUGGCCGCAGCAUCAAGGGAUUCACCCUGCCCCCCCACAACAGCCGUGGAGAGCGCAGAGGCAUUGAGAAGUUGUCCAUUGAGGCCCUGGCUACUCUGGAUGGUGAGUUCAAGGGAAAGUACUACCCCCUGAGCGGCAUGACCGAUGCAGAGCAGGAGCUGCUGAUCAAUGAUCACUUCCUGUUCGACAAGCCCGUGUCCCCCCUGCUGACCUGCGCUGGUAUGGCCCGUGACUGGCCCGAUGGCAGAGGCAUCUGGCACAACGACAACAAGACCUUCCUGGUCUGGGUGAACGAGGAGGAUCACCUGCGUGUGAUCUCCAUGCAGCUGGGAGGCAACAUGAAGGAGGUCUUCAAACGCUUCUGCAUUGGCCUGCAGAAGAUUGAGGCCAUCUUCAAGAAGCACAACCACGGCUUCAUGUGGAACGAGCAUCUGGGCUACGUCCUGACCUGCCCCUCCAACCUGGGAACUGGCCUGCGCGGUGGUGUGCACGUCAAGCUGCCCAAGCUCAGCACACAUGCCAAGUUCGGGGAGAUCCUGACCAGGCUGCGUCUGCAGAAGCGUGGCACAGGUGGUGUGGACACAGCCUCCGUGGGUGGUGUGUUCGAUAUCUCCAACGCUGACCGUCUGGGCUCCUCCGAGGUGGAUCAGGUCCAGCUGGUGGUUGACGGUGUCAAGCUGAUGGUUGAGAUGGAGAAGAAGCUUGAGAAGGGAGAGUCCAUCGACGGCAUGAUCCCCGCCCAGAAGUAAAGUGGACAGACAACCAGUGACUGAAUGACUGUCUGCGUUUGUCUUUUUUACAUGAUAAAAAAUGAACAGGUAGCCUUGUUGUAAAGUUAUAUCUGGUUUCGGCCAACUACCUACUUUCUACUUAUUUCUUUCCGUCAAGAAGACACUCCACUUUUCUCUCAACUCUUUCCUUUCUUACUCAAUUCUGUCAACUUUACUCAUCACCAAAUGUCUUUGGUUCCUACUUUCCUGCCACUUUAAUCACAUCUCUCCCCAUCUUCUCUUUAACAUCCUGGGAUCAAUCCAUGCAUAGUCUGCAACUGCUAUGCACUGAAAGAAAAUGUUUUUUUGGUUGUUUAAAAAUAACUGGACAAUUAAAUGAU